UCGAAAGAGAGCCGCGACCUUCUCCCCGUCGCGCGUCUCGCGUUUCCCGUACUCGCGGCGGAUCUCGCCCGAAGGGGGUGAAAUUCGCGCGAGAGCGGCUCGCUCUUGCCGAGAUCUCAUCUUUCGCGGAUUCUUUCGCGACGAUCGCGCGGCAACAAUAUGAAAGCGCAAUACCGCAGAUUCCGUCCUCGCGAAGCCGCUUUCCGAAAGUUGACGUAGUACAACUAUACGCGACUCUGCUCUCGCGGAUCUGCUGUCUUCUCAUUGAACAUUUCCCCUCGUUUUCGCGGUUGUGUGCUCCGAAACUGUGUCUACAGCGGGAGAGAAAGUGCGUGGGAAAAAAAACGUACGAUUUACGAUCGCGCGGUGGUGGAAAAUGACACGGUGAAUGGUCCAGUGAAACAGUGUUCGGAAACACACGGCGACGGGAAUCGAUUGGACGAUAGAGUUGAAAAAUCUCGAUCGUUCGUCAAAGUCAUUAUCGCGGCGUUUGAACAAGAGAGAGAGAGAGAGAGAGAGAGGGGGGGAGAGAGAGAGAGAGAGAGUGAGAGUUGCUGUGUGAAAUCGGAGUGAAGAACACGCGAAGUGUGUUAUCUGAUAUUGAGAAUUUCAAAAAGAUCGAAUGAUCGCGCGAGGAACAUUUUGUUAUCGAUCGAUAGAGAUGAUCACCCAGCAAUAAUACUUCACUGCCUGUUUCGAAAAUAUAUCACAUUUAUCGACCGCAGUUUCGAAUUUCACCGCAAAUUCCGUCCGUGGCAGUGCUUCAAUGCUUUGCCGUGCGUAAAUUCCGCGUGAAGUAGCUUUACCUUCGUGAUAGAGGCGCCUCACUUGAAUGUUUGAGGACGUCGUCGACGGUCUCUCUCGAGGGUCUGCAUUUAAUUGCCGCAGGGUAUUGCGUUGCAAGAGAGAAACGAGAGAAGGCGGUGGAAAAAGCCGCAUACGCGCGGACAGUACGGUGUAUACGCGCGGACAUGCAGUUGCGCGGCGGCAACCGAUGAGGGAGAUGUUAAAAUUAAAAGCCACUCGUAAAACGCUCAGUCUCGCGGGUCUCGAUACGCUUUUGACGUUGCGCGAUCCGAGUUUUGUUUAGAUCGCUUCAACCGCGAUCCAUCGUCGUCUACAUUGAUGCGGAAUUGAAAGGUGGUCGGGAAAACAACUGCGAAAACCGAAAAGGGAACUCGCUCACGUUUCUGUCAUUCGACGAACAAGAACUGGCUCGAUCGUGAAAGCGAGCGAUUAGUGCGGACGUUGGAACUGCAAAAAGAAGCAAGAACGUGGAAGGAAGCGAAAUUCUCGCUCGUUCGCGACCCCCGAUAUCGGAGCACGUUCGGAGUCGGGCAAGAGUAAUUGCAAGUCGCGGGUAAAAUGCGGUGUAGCCGCGCGCGCGGCGAAAAUAACCACCGCGGCUGUAUGAUCGAUGGUGCGUCCGGUGUGUCGUGUAGAUUGCAUUAAUAACGACGAUCGGUCUAAUGCAUCGCGGGCGAUCUCACGUUCGCCGAUGCGUAGUAGCGAGAGGCGCGACGCUUAGCGCCGGUUUCCCUCACAUCGAUCAAUAUGGAUCACAUGGUAGUAAUCUUCGUCGAAAUAGUGAGUGAUAACGGUGAUGCGGAGGUUGUUUAAGUGCACAUCUGAGGUCCGAUCACGCGCGGUUAAAGUUGAACGUUAACGUCGGCCGCGAUGUAAAGCGCGAAUUCGCUUUCGUCGCAGCUCGUCAGCAGGUCAACGACGAAGUUUCUUUCUUCCACCGGAUGAGCAUUGGAUAGUCGAAAAUAAAAUCGUCGAUUGUUUCAUUUCAUUGACAAGAUCUCAAUCGAGCCGAUAGUGCGCGUCACGUAAAACCGCGACAUAUCUUUUUUAAUUCGCGGAGAAUAAUGGAAUUUCCUGGUGGUAUCGUCUUGUGAUAGUGAGCGUAAAAUUUUUUUGUCGCGUAUUUGACGUAAGUUUUCGUCGACGCGCGCGAAUUCGACUGAAUUUUUGUGCGCCACGUUCUGAUUCGUGCGACGAGUACAAAUAAAGUGAGACUGUACGCGGGCAUCUUGUUCGCGAGUGAUCUGUGCGCGAAUCUCUGCGGCGGUACGAAGUGACCUUCUGACCGCUACGAUCGAGAAGUGCGUGACAUGUCACGAUUGUUGAUGAGCGUAAUUUUGUCAGUGAAUCCAUCUUCUCCCCCCUCGCAGAAGAUUUGCGUCUUCUGAGAACGGCUGCGAUGCGUCUGAGAUAGUAUAUCAGUAUGUGAAUGAGCCACGCCGGGGAAAAGCGAUGUCUACUUCUCUCCCUACACUCGUCUGUUUUAUCAUUUGUUUUGGUGGUAUAGCGUCAUGUCUACGAAAUUUUCGGACCGAUUUUUUGGAGGAAUGGCCGACCCCGGGCACCGGGCCCACCUUCGACACCUCGAUGCAAUCCAACUUCACCGGCCUGGUGGGAAAGACGGUGCAUCUCGUGUGCAAAGUGAAGAACUUGGGGAAUCGAACGGUUUCCUGGGUGAGGCAUCGCGAUAUACAUUUGCUGACAGUUGGUCGCUACACUUAUACAAGCGACCAACGUUUCGAGGCACUACACUCUCCUCACACGGAGGACUGGACCCUGAGGAUACGAUAUCCUCAGCGCAAGGACUCCGGGAUUUAUGAGUGCCAAAUAUCAACGACCCCGCCUGUUGGCCAUCAAGUGUAUCUAACAAUAGUCGAGCCGUUAACCAUUAUAGUCGGAGCACCGGACCUCUUCGUCAAUAAGGGGAGCACCAUCAAUCUGACGUGCGUGGUAAAAUAUGCUCCUGAGCCGCCACCGUCGAUGACCUGGAGUCAUAACGGGGAUACUAUCAAUUUUGAUUCGCCGCGCGGCGGAAUCAGUCUCGUCACGGAAAAGGGUCCGGAAACAACGAGUCGCUUGAUGAUCCAGAAGGCCGUGCCGAGCGACUCCGGGAUCUAUCGCUGCGAACCUAGCAACGCGAAUCCCAGCAGCAUAAAAGUGCACGUUGUUAACGAGGAACAUCCAGCCGCGAUGCACCAUGGCGACGGAACCUCGUCGUACAGCAAGGCACGGCCGAUUUGUUUUAUAAUGUUAGUGAUAGCUAAUAUAAUGUUUAUAUAAGAACGGGAAGAGAGUAACGGAAAUCUCACCCUUACCCCGACAAAAACGAAGCGCGAUUGCCGCGGUUUGCCUAUUUAACGUCGUUAACGUUUUUUGGGUAACUAUUUGUGCAGGGUAAAAAAAAAAUCCGAACACUUACCAUUUACAUUAAAAAGAAACGAAAACAAAAAAAAACGAGAAAAACUUCCGUGACCAAAGAAUUUUCAGAUAUCAGCACGGCACAAUAAUCGGUAAGAGCGUAGUAUUUUGUUAACGUAUAUCAUCAAGAACGAAUAACUUACGACGUCAAAAUUUAUUGUAUUAUUUGUAAAUAAAUUUAUUGUAUGUACAUAUCAAUAAAACAAUUGUCUUUAUCUUGA
Pseudomyrmex gracilis is the source of this 3446-nucleotide messenger RNA. RefSeq names its product zwei Ig domain protein zig-8-like. Gene Ontology annotation, biological process: synapse organization. Lineage: Eukaryota; Metazoa; Arthropoda; Insecta; Hymenoptera; Formicidae. The coding region runs from base 2260 to 3087 and encodes 275 amino acids. The record is from RefSeq and is a predicted model, not a curated record. Gene Ontology annotation, cellular component: neuron projection membrane. The transcript has 6 exons.